AUGUUGCAUAAGGAAGUGGAAUCUUCUUUUAUAGAGGUAAUUAAUUAAAUCAAGAAAAUUUUGAAAAAUCACUUAAUAUAUUUAAUUUCUGCAAUAUCAUAAACUAAUGAUGUAGUAGAAAUUCCUCAUCUUUCAUCAUUAUCAAUAAAUAAUUAAGAAAUGAUUUCAGAGGAAAUCAAAUUUGAGAAUAUUACAUCAAAUAUUUUGUAAUUAAAAAAGUGCAAAAUUAUAGAAUAAGGUAAAAUCAAAUUUCCUUAAAUUUUUUAUGAUUCUAAACAAUUAAAUAAUUUAAAAUUAUAAAGUACUUAAUCCUUUAAAUUAUACUUAUUUAACUUUUAUAGAUAAAUUAAAUCAUCUAUAUUAAUAUUUAAUUAUAUAAAUUUUUUGUAUUAACGUCUACCCACUUGUAUAUUUAGAAACUUAUCUUAAUAUGAUACAAAUUAUUUGAGUAUUGUAAAGAAGAUUUCUGUACCAAAAGUUAUAAUAUAUUUUUGA
Paramecium sonneborni is the source of this 495-nucleotide messenger RNA. Lineage: Eukaryota; Ciliophora; Oligohymenophorea; Peniculida; Parameciidae. The record is from the annotation of a GenBank genome assembly.